UAAUCGCUUUCCACUUCGUUUGGAAGUAUCGCCAAUCAGGGCGAAGAUGCGCACUGGAGAUGCGCGAAGAACAAAAACUGGUCUUUUCACAGUUAUGGACUCUGGUGAACUGCGGUAUAGACAUAGACACUGGAUCUGAUCGUUACCAUCGAUACAAGAUGAUGUGGCCAGUGUUGAGCAGAAUAGUAACUAAAUUUCCAACUGUACGAAUAAUCUUAGCCCUACCUCUUGGCAUUCUUGGAUAUUUUAUAGAAGGGCUAAUAUCCAAUCGAUACACACCCUCGACUAAAUCAGUGACGGAGCAACGCGAAGAAAGGUUAUUGGACGAUAUAGAUUCGACAACCGACAAAAAACGCCACAAUCCAUUGGAAUUUAAUCUUCCUCCUUCAUUGUCCGUAUAAUUUAAGUAGUAUUUAAGCCGAGAUUAGAACGAAACGUGUUGCCAGAAGAUAUAGCCCCUAAGUGUUGGAAUAUAAUUCGAGACAUGUAUUUCAAAUGUAUAAACGUUGAUUGUAGACCAACUUAGUAUCACAUUAUUAUAAUAAUGUUUUUAUCAAAGAUCAGUCGACGACCUGCUUCCCAAUAGCUUGAUUUAAGCUACAACUCCAAACUUAUAGACAACUGUAUGGAGAUAAAUUUGCCCAGGUUCGAGAAUGCUAUUUGGGAAGUUUUCCUGUAAACAGUUAUAUAAAAAAGAUAUGAAUUGAAUAGAAAAUAAUGACGAAUUCUCAACUCUUUCAAAUCCGAAACAAAGAGUAGAAAGCAAUUUGAUCGCACACGUAUUGAUACUUACAUGAUGGACAGCGUCCGGAUAGUUUUGCGUUUCUAAACAAAACGCUGCAUGUUUAAAAUACGCGCUUCCGUUUUUGCCUUGAACACCCACGGUACCCGGUGCGGGUAGAAAAUUAGCCGUGUAAAACUGUACACCUGGUUGAUUCGAGAAAACCUCCAAGCGUCUGCCAGAAGUCGGAUGUUCAACUUUGGCUACCAGAUUCUUUUCAUUCGAAUUAGCGUUCGUUACGCAAAAAUUGUAAUCGUAACCACCAGCCGGUAAUUUAUCGAUCACAUCUCCAAGCGUAGUCGAGUUUCUAAGAUCCAUGAGGGAACCUUCGACCGAUCGAAUUUCGCCGGUUGGAAUGCUUUCAGCAUCAGUGACCGUCCAACGAUCCGCAUUCAAGGUGAAUCGAUGUUUGUGCAGUUCGCUCGAAUUAGUAUUCUGAAAUGAAAUCACGAUCAGAAAAUAAUGCGUACGAGUGUCAAUGAAAUUCUUCGUCCUUCUGUUAAAUAUUUGGCACGAAGGUAAAGAGACGGAUAAACAGGCGUGUUUACGAACAUGGCCAGCCAAAUUGAAGUAACUAUGAUUAGUCAAGUUGACAGGCGUUGGUUUAGUAACGAAAGCUUUCAUCUCGAUGCGGAAUUCUCCAUCGGUGGUUAGCUGGAAGGUAACCGAGGCUAUGGCAGCACCGGGAUAACCUUCGUCGCCGUCCUCGGACAACAAGGAAAGCACCAGACGGUCGCCUUGGAUCGUAGCGUUCCAUAUUUUCGAAUUCCAACCCUUGAAACCACCGUGAAGGCUGUUCUCUCCUGCGUUCUUAGCUAAACGAUAUAUCUUUCCGUUCAGAACGAACUCUGCCCCUCCUAUACGGUUCGCGACUCUUCCUACGGUCGCACCAAAGUACGGGUUGUCUUUUGACAAGUAUCCUGAGAAAAAAAAAGAAAAUAGCUGAAUUAGCAUGCGGGUAAAUAAACGAAGAUGUUUGCUUAAUUCGAUUGGGUGUCAAAGAACGGAAAGCGCAAAGGCCAUUGUUUAGAAAAAAAAUCAAACGAUACCUUCUAUGUUAUCAUAGCCCAGAACAACGUCUGCGAU
This is a messenger RNA of Osmia lignaria (orchard mason bee), 1867 nucleotides long. RefSeq lists its product as uncharacterized. Lineage: Eukaryota; Metazoa; Arthropoda; Insecta; Hymenoptera; Megachilidae. The record is from RefSeq and is a predicted model, not a curated record.